Molecule: messenger RNA, 7020 nt
Organism: Opisthorchis viverrini
Lineage: Eukaryota; Metazoa; Platyhelminthes; Trematoda; Opisthorchiida; Opisthorchiidae
Exons: 17
Molecular function (GO): protein binding
Source: RefSeq, a predicted model, not a curated record
CUAUGUUCGGGACAUUUUGGGAUAUUUCUUCGAGAUUUAAGUAGUGUCAGUGUUCGGUCUGAUAUCCAGUGCUUGAGUGGUAGAGCCGUGCCACAGGCGAAAUUCUCAGCACUGUGCAAAGAGGUGGCGAUCUCGUCCCGUGGACCAACUCUGGUCCCCUCGGAGGCGACGGUACUCCGGGAAAAAGAGAUCGAGCAUCGCGAGACGCGUUUCGUAGUCCACGGAUUUGAGGCCGGCAACCAUUCUCGUAGCGACUCGCUGGACACGCUCAAUGAGGAUGACGUCUUUCGUGAGUCCUUAGUAGACAACUCGGUUGGCGUAUUCCAGGAGCGGUCUGACGUAGGCCCCAUAGAGUAUUUGGAAGUCCAUGCGAGUAAUACGGGAGCAUUUUCCACGGCAUUCUUCGCUUUUACAGGUUUCGCUUUGCACACAAGCGUGACAGACACACUGGUCUACCCGAAUUUCUACAGAGCUGGUUUGAACCUCCCUGUUGCCCAUAGGACACAUUUGACUGCGUUUGCAGAUGCAUUCCUUGAUCCCGAUCCUAUCCUGGAGGACACUCCUGAUCCGCCGGACGAGGACGAAAUAGAUUACACUGUUCAUCCUCCGGAGGUCGGCCAAAACGUUAUUGUUGGGGAAACAGGAGCCGAGGUUACUGCCGUGAGCAACCCAGUGAAACAAAAGCGCGUUUUAUGUUCUUUCUCAUCUCAGGGGCUAUCUGAUGAAGGUGAUCCAGAUGAUUAUCCAUUCGAUGCGGUGACGUAUGGCGACUCACUAAGUUGCCUGGGGCUGCCCUACAAUGACCACACGUAUGUAUCGGCCGUACCUUCUUCAAAAGGCACUUCUGGCGAUGAGGAUCGCCUCUGUCUUCUUGCUAAAUUAGCUUUAGCAAAGGAUGAAAAGCAAGUGGACCAAGUUUUUGGGACUCGCAAAACUUCUGGUCAGUCUGGAUUGGGUCUGAUUUUAUCAAGUGAUGAACUGGUUCCACAGAACAUCUGUAGACCUGCUUCAGAUGUGCUUUACUGCACGGGACCACAAGUGAUGGGUACACCCAAAACGCCGAAUACUAGUCGCAUCCCUACACAAACUACUACUUCACCCUGCUCGCUUAUCGCGACCAACCCGGCAAAUUCUUCUACCAAUGGUCGUUCGCUCGUAAUUUCCCCGUCUUCAGGUGCGGCUGCGAUCCCACCUCUGCAAGUUCAUCGUGUGAGUUCUUCCCUCACUCCACACAUUAUACUGCGAACCGGCCUUCCUGGGCUGCAGAUUAGCACAACUGCCUCCCGCUCAGCUACCUCAGUUUCUGAUUCUGGAGGGAUUGUUCGCUGUUCAUGUGGGAAUGCCCGUAAUGACUGUCCGGUCAUUCAGUGUGACAAGUGCAGAAGUUGGCAACAUGUAGAAUGCGUUUCCUCACCGAAACGAUCCCGGUUGACUACCCCAUAUGUUUGUGAGAGCUGUGGUCCACAUCCAGUUCCGGGUCCUCAAGCCGUUGUGUUACACAGACAGAAACUGCCAGGUAUCUCAACCAGUGCUGGUUCUGGCAUCUGGAUGUCGCGUACCACCAGUCUAAGCACGGCAAAUAGUUCAGGCCGAGUUCUAGUCACCAAUGCACUAUCCGGUCCGGUUUCAUCUCGGCAGGUUCAACUGUGCCUGUCCAGCACCCCGUCAAUAGCUCCACCUGUCCGACCAAACCCAAACCAGACGUUGUCCACCACUGCCACUGGUCUGAUGACAGGAAAUCCACGUUGUUUCAACCUCAUCACAGGACCAACAUCACCCGUGACUUCUGCUCAAACAACCCGAAGCUCCAAAAGGAAACAGGACCUGCUAACUCGGAGCGUUCCUUCCGGAGUCUACCGUACAGUUAUUUGUCUUCGUGGUUUAUUUGUUAGCCCUGCUUGUAUUAUCCAUUUCUGCUAUCCAACAGUCACUGGGACUUCACUUGCGGAUGGCCUGGAAUGUGUCUCCAAACACUCACCAGCCAUUAACGGGCUAACUGAGCUUGUCCCUGUGGAGGCUCCUUUUUCAGUCGAUGCGAACGGUGCGCGAGUUGUAUCGGAAACUGUUGGCGUAUCUGUAACAGGAACGUGGGAUAGUCCUGUGGACACAAAGCCCAGCAAUCCCCUUCAUCGUUUACUAGUUUAUGAUACAAGUGAAACAUCAAACUAUACACCAGAGCACAAGGAUGACUCCAAUCAAAUCUCGCCUCCAUCAUCCAUAAUAUCGUCCGGUACAUUGGCGUCACCCUCCAUUGAUGCUUAUGAAGAGACGACUGAGUUACGAUUGUCUGAACGCUUUUACCACAAAAUGGAAAGUCUUUUGUCACCAACGUAUUCACCGUCAGGUGGUACCACGACCAAUGGAUUUUCUAAGAAUCAGCUGCCUCCCCGGUUGCCUUCCUUCAAACGUUAUCAAGUGAUGAGUUUUGAUUUCAAUAGAAAAGGACUAAUUGCUUUGGCUGACAUAUAUCCCGGCGAACCGGUGGUUGAAUACCAUGGAGUUUGCAUGCUCUUGUCCGAAUACAACGAAAUGUAUGACUACCGUAAACAUUACAGUCCGUACGUCCUGUUCUACAAGUCGUGGACGCAGCUGCCGCUUUGUGUGGAUGCCAGAAAAUUCGGGAACGAAGCGCGCUAUAUACGACGAUCUUGCACUCCGAAUUGCGAGGUCCGGCACUUUGUUUCCACUUAUGAUGAUCCACUCACUGGCCCGACUUCCAGAAUUCGCCUCAUAGUUUUCGCUAUCCGUCCGAUCACGCGUUCGACAGAAUUAACAUUGCAUUUUGAUUUCGAUUACACCACCUGUCGCUAUCUUGUCCCGUGCGCAUGUGCUCGCAAAGCAUGUCCCGUGGCCCGUUGGUUUCGUCAGUCGAAUCAUUUUGACAACGACUAUCCAGGUGCUGACACAUUCACACUGUCACAUUCAUUAUCUUCAACACGCAAAUUCCCUUUUCGUGGGUCCGGGCUUACUUCUCGUCCACGUGGAUUUGUGACUACUGGGCUAGACAAUUACUCUGAUAUUCUUGCUGAUGAUUGUGACCAGGGUGAUGGUAAUGGAGAUCUGUCAUGGAUAACGGAUGACCAGCAAUCAAUGAGCCGUCUCCAACCUCAUCGAACGUUCCGGCGCGGCUCUCGCGGAAACGGUCAAGCGUACCCGUACGACAAACCGAGGAAACCUAUUAAACUUCGUGGACAGGGAAGAGGUCGACGUCGUGCUACCAGUAACGGAGCUCUAAGCCUGAACGGUCGAAGUGCUGUAGUAGUAAGAUCCGGUCGUGGCCGCCCACCAGUUCUGGACCAACCUUUGAGAUCGAACCAACGACAUCAUCCUGGCCGAUACAAAGGACGAAGAAGCUCGAAAUCGGUUAAGAUACGCUCCUUGUUUAGUCAAAAAGAGAAUUCGCGACGGAGUUGUACGAACGGAUUGCCCGUAGUUGAUGAACGGUCGACCAUGUCAUCACACUCAUCCAGCAUGUCGGAGCGAAGUGUCCCUCAUCCUGUUCGUGGAACGGAUACUCGGCAACAGUCUAAUGUUAGCUCCGACGAUCGUGAUUUAGCCCAACCGCUUGAGCAUGCAAGCGAUGACGACCACCCAACGGCCUCUUUGAAGCAGUCACCUUCCCAUGUGGUUUCUUCCAUAAACGCGUAUGAUCGCAAUUCCGUUGCAUCACGUCUUAAGGAAGAAAACACCACUGGAGUGAACUUCACGGGGCACGGAAAAAAUUCGUCUUCGGACAGCGGCGGUGAGCUGAAGUCUGGUAAACCCGAAGAGCGGUCGACCAAAUCAGUUGGGGAACGUCGUAGACGCCGCAACGAUUCACGCAAAACUCCUAGUCCUGUUCAUCAAAAAGAAGGUCAACUUCGAGAAGAGGACAGGAAGAAAUCACGUGAAGAAAUAUGGAUGGCUGAGGUUCUGCGUCGUAUUGAGCGAAUGGAAAAGAAACAACAGCAUAAACAGCGUACUGCACCUGCUGAAUCAGACGGUACACCGUCUGAUAAAGGGGAGUCAAGAAGUGUUGAGGUUUCUUCAGUAGUUCCUGAAACUGUUGAAACCAAAUUGCCAUCGAUUGGCGAUUGUCCCACCAGUAGUUUAGAACCGUGUCGUAUCGAACCUGAAACGCAUGAAUUGGAUUCCGAAACAGCACCCCUUGCCGGUGACCUGGAAGACAAUCAGCUGAAAUCCGAACAAACGUCGCUCUCCUGUCAGUCAUCUGUUCUAGUCUCUUCAGCGGUCAGUUCGCUGUGUGAGGACCAAGAUAAACAUUUGAUCCCCGUAGUGUCCUCCGAUAACACAUCUCAUGCGCUGCGGUCCUCUCUUCUCAAACCUAUGCCAGAUAUUGUGCUUGGUGAUCCAUCCGCGACCGGACCAGAUGAAUCACACCCUACUGUUCUGCCCUCAAAAGGUCGUCGGCGUCUAUCUCAAUCGGUGGUUCAUUCUGGAAAUCCUCUUGCUGUUGCAGCGGCUGAUGUCCGUGAGACUCGAGAGGAGAGGUGGCUAAAGUCACAGCUGCGGCGCAUCGCGGAACUGGAAAUGUCCACAUCACUUAAACCUUCCUCUCCGAAACGGCUUUCGGACGAAGCUGUCCCAUUAGCGACAGAAGUUUCUUCCCAAUCUGAUUCCGCUGUCACUACUUUGAAAGAAGUUUAUACUAAUGAUAGCCUUUUAGGAAGCCUAAACGAUGACAAGUGUGAUCAAACCACAGGCAGCGCAGGUGACCCUUCGUCUGAAAGCCUUUCCAUAGAUGACCUACAGGCUCACCGACGAUAUACGUGCCCAACGUCAUCAGAAAUAUCACAUAAUGAAGUAAUCCACGCGAAACAUUCAAUUGACCGGAGGAGCAGCGACACUUCAUACAGUCGUACGUUAAAGACAGGGAAUUUUCGCGCGGGUCGUAAGCGUUCUUCAGUCCCAGUAAGCACUGAGGCCGAUUGUGAGCUCAUCGUCUACCGCACUCGUGAGAAAGAUCCAAUGGCUAAAUUUAGCCGCAGUCGAUCGGGGGAUUUAACUUCAACAUUACCAAAUAAUAGAAUACUGCAGGAAAAUACCUCACCUAUUCUCGAGUCGGCAGAUCCUUCCAGGGUAGUUGCUUCGUCGGGUAUGGUGGGCUCCACAGCAUACUGCACGCCGAGGCCUACAAAGAAAAGAUGGUUGAGUCAAGCACUAAUGGAGGAGGACAAUGGUGGCCUGCGAUCCGGGGAUUUCGCACCUCUAGCCCGUGUUAUGGAUCAGUCAGAUGUGACAUUCACACAAUUCCAAUUUCCGGUGAUCUCUCCAAGCGCUUGUCCGGUCAAUCCGAAGAAGAGAAUCAUUUCCCAGUUUUCAGAGUCGCACAGUAACGGUCCUGACAACGCUGUUUUCCCCCAGAGUGGGUGCACUGACUGCCAGUCGAAGGACGAUUCACCGUGCUCUAAUCGUAGUGAUCCUGGAAAGGUGCCAUCUGUAACUUUGUCAGAAAGCACUAGUUCUGUUCUCGAUCCAGCAAAUGCCCAUCCCACACCGUUACCACCGAAGAAAGCCACCGUUAAACAACAGGCGGAUGAAAUGCGAAAGACUCGCGUCUCCUUGUCCGAGUACCGUCGUCGUAGGGGACUUUUUUCAAACAAUGCUUCUAACAGCAUCAACAACCAAGCGAAGGAAGGAGAGCAAGCUACCGAACUACGCACAGCAAGACAUGAUUUGCAUUUACCCCACCAGUUACUAAGUCCCAAUCGUCUGUUGGAUGAAAUACCUAAGAUAUACCAGCAAUUACAUCUACCCGAAAAGCUUUCCACAAAGUCUAACGAACUUCUCCACUCUUCCAUCAAAUCAGCUCCAAAGCUUGACACUAAAGGAUUACCCUUAAUUGUCCAAUCAGACACAGCUUUUGAUGAACUGCCAGUUGAUGACGGAAUAAAUGAGCGUGGUCCACGUACGCCCAGUGAGCCACCUGACGACGAUGACCUAGACUCCUCGAACACUGUUUACGUAAGAAAACUACGAAAGGUUGAUCUAACUGCCAUCGCGGAGGAGGCGGAAGACUCGGUGAAACGAUCAACACCGCACAGUCAUGCACGGCUCUUUCCGGAACAGGAUUUCUCAGAUGAUAUUCGACUACGCAGUUGGAAAAAGAUUUCGGAUGAACAUACAAAUCCUGAUUUUGACGGUGCUGAUCCCCCGGAAUACAACAACGAGUUCCAACUCCAUGGCCGCUCUUCAGGCGAACUUACGCGGCGCAGGUGGAGUGAGCGGUAUCCGCCCGGCGACGAUGGCCUUUUGCGUACGGAGUUACGGGCUAGGCCGUGGUCACCCUCCGUCCACCCGGAUCGACCCGUUCCAGUAGUGUCAGCCCACUGUGUGGCGCCACCACCACCACCGCCUCCUUGCAAUUCUUUUCCUUCUCACUCAAAGAAUGAUGUGGAAAGCCACCGAACCAAACGAAGCCUGCCGCAUCGGAGAUACUCUGGCCCCGAUACACAGGAAGCUUCGGUCAAUCUCGGCUCAUUGGAAUACUUCAUCAAACGUGAUCAAGCAAUUCGACAUUGGCAAGAGUCCCACUCUUUGGAUUGGGAUCGAAACCAAUUCACUACAAGGCGUCGUAUCGAGCAUACACACCUUGAGAUGGAGCGCAGAGCUAUCGCCCCUCGGCACUCCUUAUACCCGUCUAAAUAUGGAUCAAACCCCAAUGACUCUCUCCACCGGUCUGUGCCAGCCUCCGGUCGAUUGACAGAUGUGGAGGAGACACUUUGCCGCCUACAAGACCGUCUUCGUUCCCAACUAGAUCGAACCAAACUUGCGCUAACCCCACAUGGCAUGGCGCAUAAUGAUAGCCGGAGCAGUUUCGCACAUCUGAUGGAAUCGGAUGUCGAUGUUGCCAGCGACGUAUCUCUCUCAGGCCACAGUAGAACGGGACGUUAUGUGGUUAAUGAGCUGUCAUCAGUACUCGUUGUCGGUCUUACAGCCAAUCCGAAUGAUGAUCAAUCGCAACAUUCACUCCCUGCUCAGCAGCUUGGCCGGCGUCCAUCGGCUCCGAACGUAGAGUAG